UCCCGUCAACUCUUUAUUAUUGCUGGCUUACAAAACAACAAUAAAAGUUCCAGCUCGAGGACAGUCUUACUACACCGCCACCAUGUCCGCCGACACCACCCCCAUAUCACCAGCUCGCUUCGCCUCCGCGAUCAAAGACCUCUCCAUCGGCAUGCUUCACCUCAAGGUCCUCGAAAUCCGCAACUCCAUCGCCCACCUCCAAUACUCCAACGACCAGCUCAAGCCAUUCGCAGAGGGCACCUCCGUCGCGCUAGGCGAAUCCACAAGCACAUCUGCCGCAGAGCCAGACCAGGACUGCAUCGACGCCAUCAAGGAGAACGAGGUCGUGAUCGACCGCAUGGCAGAGCGCUUAGCCAUCGUCCGCGCAGAGGUCGAAGACCGAGGUAUCAGCUGGACGGAAUUUCAGAGCCAGGAUGAGGUGGCAGCAAACACAGAUGCUGGCGUCGAGGGGAUUGAAGAGGCUGCUAUAAACGGGCUUGUUAAUGGAGAGGUUGCUGGCCAGCCGGGUGAGACGAGACAUUCGGCUUGGACGGACGGCACGUUCCAAACUGGCACAAUUUCAAAUGGCCAAGUACGAUUUGAUAGUCAACCCGCAGGACAAAAUGCGCCGGCCAAUGAUAGUGCUGCACAAUCAACAACACAAGGGGGAGAGAGCCAUGGUAAUACUGAGGAGGAUGGUCUGCAUCUAUGAGUAUGAUAUGAUAUGGGAGAAAAUAAAAAGUAAUGGAAAGGAAUAAUGUCAGGCUACAUGGUAGGCGUUUUGGAAUCUACAUUGGGCUAGAUAGAUGCCCCAAAGAUAUACCCCCUCUUUGGCAAAGUAAUCACAGCUU
This is a messenger RNA of Trichoderma asperellum CBS 433.97, 830 nucleotides long. RefSeq lists its product as uncharacterized. Gene Ontology annotation, biological process: proteasome regulatory particle assembly. Gene Ontology annotation, molecular function: protein-macromolecule adaptor activity. NCBI's taxonomy places the organism in Eukaryota, Fungi, Ascomycota, Sordariomycetes, Hypocreales, Hypocreaceae. The record is from RefSeq and is a predicted model, not a curated record.